UGGGGUUCUGUAAACCCAAUCUGUCUGCAGCCAAAAGCAGUGAGUUGUUUGAGGUAAGACUCUGAAAGAGCAGGCUGAGUUACUUGUGUAAUUCUUUCCUACUGUUCUGUUCCUGUGCAGGCUGCUGCAUUGCUGGAGACCACGUCUAGCUCACCCAGCCUCCUAGACAACGUGCUCAAUGCUUUGAGACUGGAAGGACCUUGCUCUGCAAUGAAGAUGGAGGCAGUAGGAAAAGCAGAAGAACUUGUUGAUUCAGAAAUUCCACCAAAGACUUCUGAAAAGCAAGAAACUGCUCCAGAUGAAGACAGGCCUAUAGAAGUCGAGACACAACCUGAGAAGGACAGCGUGCCCACUGCAGCAGACUCUGCAGUGCUCUCUUCCAUGCCUUGCUUGCUGAUGGAACUGAGGCGGGACUCCUCGGAGUCUCAGCUGGCAUCGACGGAGAGCGACAAGCCAGCGGGUGGCCGAGUUUAUGAGAGUGACUCUUCCAACCACUGCAUGCUUUCCCCUUCCUCCAGCGGCCAUUUGGCCGACUCAGACACGUUGUCUUCCGCAGAGGAGAACGAGCCCUGCCAAGCUGAAGCCGCCGCGGAGGGAGAUCCUUCCGCGGUGUCCGGGGCUGCGGUCGGGAGGAAAUCCAGGAGAUCCAGGUCCGAAAGUGAGACUUCAACCAUGGCUGCCAAGAAAAACCGACAGUCUAGCGAUAAGCAGAACGGCCGAGUUACCAAGGUCAAGGGUCACCGGAGCCAAAAGCACAAAGAGAGGAUCCGGCUGCUGAGGCAGAAGCGGGAGGCAGCUGCUCGCAAGAAGUACAACCUGCUGCAGGACAGCAGUACCAGCGACAGUGACCUGACCUGUGACUCCAGCACGAGCUCGUCCGACGACGACGAAGAGGUUUCAGGGAGCAGCAAGACAAUCACUGCAGAGAUACCAGAUGGACCCCCUGUUGUGGCUCACUAUGAUAUAUCAGACACAAACUCAGACCCAGAAGUGGUAAAUGUGGACAAUCUGUUGGCGGCUGCAGUAGUUCAAGAGCACAAUAAUUCUUUAGGAAAUCAAGACUCAGGAUCUGCCUGGAGAACCAGAGGGCUGCUGAAUGAAAUGAGUGCUGAUACAGGUCGUUUGGAUCCAGGCUUCCUUGCAGGUGACAAAACCUGUUGUGGUAAUGCCCAGGCCAAUGAAGAAAUUAACAUUGCCUCUUCUGACAGCGAAGUGGAGAUUGUUGGAGUUCAGGAACAUGCCAGGUGCGUGCAUCCCAGGGGAGGGGUGAUCCAGAGCGUGUCCUCCUGGAAGCGCGGCUCGCCGUUCGGGAGCGCCCAGCCCGCGCAGCCAUGGACAGCAGUGGCUCCCCAGCAGAACUGGUCCUCGCCCCCAGAAGUGGUGGACCUCACUCUGGACGAGGACACCAGGCGUAAAUACCUCCUGUGAGGCCGUGUCACUGUGCUCUGCCCCCCUGCCACCCCACCUUCCCUGGCACAGAAGUCGAGUGGUUAAAGCAUCACCUCCGGAGGCCCCGUCCUCGGCACCACAGAGCCCAAACCCUGGCGUCUCUCCACGUCCACAGGAAUGUAGGCUGAUUUCAGUAUCUCUUCCAAUGGUUUUGCCUUCUCCAAGGAGGAUUCCUGCCCAGAAUUAACAGCACCAAGUUUAAAACACGUCUGCAGUUACUAACGUGUGCGUGUGUAUCUAACGAAAUAACUGCGUGCGAGUGUACGUCCUGCCACCCUCCCCACCUCCAGGACAUUUUUAAUUUAUCAGUAUCUUGAGUUUGUUAGUAGAAGUUAGUGUGUUGCUGUGUGAGCAUCAAUGAUUUUGAGAAAUGCUGUGUCCUCACUGAUUUCAGCAGAACUGGGGGGUAUUCAACACUUCCAAAAUUUGGGCCAGGAGUAUUUUUUUUUACCCGAGCUGAUUUGGUUAUGUUACCAGCAGGAGGGAUUGUCUUUAAUGCAAACGGCCCGUAACAAAUGCACUGAACAGCUUUUAAUUAAAAUGUUUUUAUUUUCAAUGGGAUUUAUAGUUUAUACUCUUCAGUGCUGAGUCUUCUGUCUACUUGACUACUGUGUUUCACUGGUCAAUUCCCACAGCUUGGAAUGGCUAAAAUAGUAAUAGUAGUGACUUAGGAACAGCUGAACAUUGCAAAAGCACAGGA
Messenger RNA from Sturnus vulgaris (Common starling), 2149 nucleotides. It is a transcript of the gene ARK2N, whose product is annotated as arkadia (RNF111) N-terminal like PKA signaling regulator 2N. The record is from RefSeq and is a predicted model, not a curated record. NCBI's taxonomy places the organism in Eukaryota, Metazoa, Chordata, Aves, Passeriformes, Sturnidae.